CGGGUUCUAAGAUAAACUGUGUCCUUAUGCAUGCAUAGCGAUGCGGUUGCUCAUUUUAUUUUGUUCAAAAUUCAAGGAAUUUUGUAGGUCUCUCUACCAAAAAAGAUUAUUUUUCGGUUAAUAUAGUAUAUGGACAUUUUUUUAAAACCUAUUUCUUUGCAGGAUACAAAAGCUCUUCGUUUGGCUGUCCUGAAAGCUGCGAUUGGUGAGACGGAAUCUAUUAAAUGCUAUUUAAAACAGGGCUCCUACGCGGAUUAUAUAUUUCCUUCGGUGAAACAUGGUCGUGUUCGACCACCUGCUCUGCAUCUCUCUUCUGGAUUGAAUUUUUUAAUGCGAGGAAGCUUCUUAUAUCCUAGUGGCUGGCUCUUCGAUUGUGAAGAUGCCUUGUGCAAUAUUCUCCUACACCUGGCGGCCAUUGUUUCAGAUUGUGAGUUAACUAGAUUACUUCUAGAAAAAGGAGCCGAUGUUACAAGCAUACACGGAAUUGGAGGAACAGCUUUGCAUACUGCUUGCAUGAGAGACUCUUUAGAAAUUGUAAAGUUGAUAGCUGAGAAAUCGCCGGCAUCUAUUCUUGAAGCACGUGAUCAUCGUAAUGAGACUCCUUUGGAAAUUGCUUGUUCAUCCGGCAGUCCGGAAGUAGUACAAUUCCUUUUAUCGAUGGGCUGCAGUGUGGUUGUAAAAGACCGCCGAUGUGGUGGUCCUCUACUGAGUGCUAUAUUUAAUAACCCAAUAUAUGCAACUCCAAUUGCGUCUCUGCUUUUAGACGCUGGUGCAGACAUUAACCAUGUCCAUGCUUAUUUGGGAACACCGCUGAUGGUUGCUGUAUUACAGUCUGCUCUGAAAAUGCGACCCGCAAAAGAUCCCACUACGUAUGAAGAUUUUUCAGAUGAAAAUUUUCUUCUGGAGAUUAAACGUGAACAUUUUGGAAUGCUGAGUAUGGCUUCUGCGAUACAGCAUGUUCUACGACCCGCAGAAGAUCCCAUUACAGAUCAAAAUUUUCCAUAUAUAGAUUUCUGUACGCUGUUGAUAGACCGUGGAUGUGAUGUUAAUGCUACUGAUAUUAUUUAUGGUACAACAGCUCUGAAUGUUGCAGUAAGACUAAACCACGAAAUUUUAGUUCGGAAACUCCUUAUUUCUGGAAGCGACAUUGACAGGCGUGACAAUCGUGGUUGUUCUCCAUUAUACUACGCAUGUCUACAGGGAAGCCAGAGAAUAGUCGAUUUGUUUAUAACUUUCGGUGCUAAUUUACGUACCCAGGAUUGGGAAGCAACUUUCGAACUGUGGAAAUUAAUGAAAAAAUUAAAUGAGAAAAAUACUCAGUUAUUAAAUUACGUUAUUUAUCAAUCGAAGCAGUGCCUUACCUUAGAAAAUCUGUGUAGUAAAAUUAUUAGAAAAAAUACUAGAAAUGUGGAAAAAAAUGCCAUUAACCUUGGAAUACCAUCAAUACUAGUAAACCGCCUACUACUUAAAGGUUGAUGCAAAUCGUAUUUAAUAUGAUUUAUACCCAUAAGACUGCACUUGAUAUCUUAUUUCUGAUUAUAAUUAAAUUUUUGAGGUAUAAAAUUUAAUAAAAAGAGAAAAGUAUUAUCAGCGUACUUUUUCUUUUCUCCCACAAAAGGGCAUUCUUUUAAAUUUAUUAUUUAACACUGAAAUAAUAUUUUCUGCUUCUUUUCUGUAAAAGUUGGUGUGCAUUUAAAACAAUGCAAAUAAUCUCUACAUAUAAUAAAAGAAAGAAUUUGCCUGUG
Stegodyphus dumicola is the source of this 1745-nucleotide messenger RNA. RefSeq lists its product as uncharacterized. Lineage: Eukaryota; Metazoa; Arthropoda; Arachnida; Araneae; Eresidae. The record is from RefSeq and is a predicted model, not a curated record. Gene Ontology annotation, molecular function: protein binding.